CCUCCAGAUUGGACGCACAUCCAUCCCGCGCCCCGUGCGGGUCCUUCAAUGGACGCCUCUUCUUCCUCAGCGCCGGCGUCCAGUGCUGCUGUGAGGCGCCUCCGCCGGGACCUCGAGGUGCUGCGCAAGUCGGGGAAUCCGCAGAUCUUGGUACGACCGGCCGAGGAGAAUCUGCUGGAGUGGCAUUUUCUGCUGCAUUCACUGCCGGACGACACGCCUUACAGCGAGGGCUGCUACCAUGGGAAGGUGAUUUUCCCUUCGGAGUAUCCCCAUGCUCCCCCAGCAAUUUUGAUGAUGACACCCUCUGGGCGCUUGGAGACCCGCAAGAGGCUUUGCCUCAGCAUGACGGACUUUCAUCCAGAGAGCUGGAAUCCUGCUUGGUCUGUCGAGACGAUCCUAGUGGGAUUGCUCUCCUUCUUCAUCUCUGAGGAGCGCGGCUAUGGCUCGAUGAGCGCCUCGCGGGAGGAGCGUGUGCGCCUGGCACGGCAGUCGCGGCGCAGCAACGCCGAGGAUGAGCUCUUCCGGCAGCUGUUUCCGGAGUAUGUGGAGAGAACGGAGGCGGACUCACCGGAGACGUGCGGAGGCUCUGUGACCGCGGACGCAGAGCGGCCCGAGACAGCCGCGGAAAGAGCCGAGGAUGCCGAGGAUCUGGAAGCCGCCAACAGCCGACGACCCUCCGUCUCCGAAGGAUCGGAGGGCGUGGCGGAGUGUUGGAUCUGCCGGGAUGUCACUGGAGAGCCCUUGAUCCAACCCUGCAGGUGCCGCGGCUCCAUGAGUGGCGUCCAUGCCAGCUGCGUGGAGGAGUGGAUCCGCCGGCACCGCCGCAGCGCGCGCGACGACGCGCCGCCGCGGUGCUCGGUGUGUCAUCAGCCGUACCAAGGCUCUGAGCGGGUGCCGGGCGUCCGGGACUUCGUCUCCCACAACUGCAGGGCCGGCGCCGCCCAAUGUGGCCGCGUCUUGGUUCUGUUCGGCCUGUUGAUGCUCUAUCAGGAGUGCGCGAUGGAUGGGAAUUUAUUGACUCCUUUGCGAGCUCUGGGGGUUACCUUCGUGGCUUUGGUGACCAUUUAUCGCCUUUGGGUGCUCUUCGUUUCACUUCCACAACAUCGGGCUCCGCCGCAGCAUUGGCUUCUGCAACGGCUCUUCGUGCCGGGGCAGCAAGAGCUGGCCAAGCACCUCGCGGAGGCGAUGUCCUUUGUCACGGUGCUGACUGUUUGGGUCAUCGCCGGGCUCAUCUCCUGGCCCUUCGCCGUGCCCUACGCCGUGGCCGCCGCCACGCUCGCGGCGAAGCUCGGGCUGGGGAGGCAAGCAGGUUGGAGGUGCUUGCCAACCAGAGACUGCUUAGUUCGCUCUUUGCGCGCAGCGCUUUGCAUCCUUGUGUCCCCGCUGAUCCUGAUCUGGGCGACGGGCGAAUUCCUCUGGAGAUAUCCCAGAGCAUUGCAUCCCUUGGGCCCUGCGCCACACUUGGCUUUCGCCAUCGCAGUGAUUCCAAUGGCCUGGACCCUGCAGAGCAACCUACCCUUGCUGAUCCUUUGGGGGACACACGUGACCUUCAUUGUGGGCGGUUUGGUGGAACUCUUCUGCCUGAAGCGAUGGCAAUGGAAGCGUGGACUGGCCUGGGUCAUCGUCCUUCAGGUGACUUUGAUUGGCUGCUACAUCAGCAACAUCUGUGUCUUUCCGCAAGGUGUGGGAAACAGCACGCAGUCCGCGAUCCUAGUAUUAGGAACUUCCUGCUCUUGGCUUCUUCUCGUUCUGAUGCUUGCGCUAAAGAUCAACUGGGAGCUUUGCCGACAGUACUACCGGACUUGGCAGCGCCGUCAUGGCAGCUUCACCUUAGACGCUGCCACCCCGGAGCCGGCUUAGGAGGCAGCUCUUGCUGCGAAGAGUGAGCCAGCGAACCGCGAGCAUUUGCAAAGUGCAAAGAGCGGAAAGAAUUGGGAGAUAUCGGAGGCUACUCAGGUUAUAUGAACAGAAUAGACUACGAGGGAGGUAAACCUACCGAAUUUGGGGCUCCAGGUGCCUUGACC
Molecule: messenger RNA, 2024 nt
Organism: Durusdinium trenchii
Lineage: Eukaryota; Dinophyceae; Suessiales; Symbiodiniaceae
Source: the annotation of a GenBank genome assembly